AUGAUGAAAGUGCAAGCGUCCAAUGCUGACCGCUUGCAUGACCACCUGCACGCUAUCACAAUCCACAUCCUACAGCCAUCUGGGAACUCAUUCCCCUGUCAGAUAACGCUGGGCCACACUGUCCAGGAGGUCAAGGAAUCCAUAAAGAGGAUCCUGAAGUUCAGCCCUGGACAUGUUCUCAAGCUGAUACAUGGCAAACGCGAGCUCACGGACAGCUUGAAGACAGCAAAAGACUGUGGCCUUGCGCAUGGAGACACGGUCUCGAUGAUCAUUUACAAGCCCAACACGUAUGCUGCACACCUAGCCACCCUCAACGAACACAAAGACGAGAGAGGUGGGGCCUGUUGGAAAGAAGAAGUCGCGUACCCCGGAUUCUUCAGCCGAUCACGCCCAGUACUACCGGCGCCGUUUUCUCCUGAGGACGAUGUUUGA
Messenger RNA from Symbiodinium natans, 432 nucleotides. The record is from the annotation of a GenBank genome assembly. NCBI's taxonomy places the organism in Eukaryota, Dinophyceae, Suessiales, Symbiodiniaceae.